Messenger RNA from Helobdella robusta, 510 nucleotides. RefSeq lists its product as hypothetical. NCBI's taxonomy places the organism in Eukaryota, Metazoa, Annelida, Clitellata, Rhynchobdellida, Glossiphoniidae. The annotation marks the transcript as partial. The record is from RefSeq and is a predicted model, not a curated record. Gene Ontology annotation, biological process: homophilic cell-cell adhesion. Gene Ontology annotation, cellular component: plasma membrane. The transcript has 2 exons. Gene Ontology annotation, molecular function: calcium ion binding.
AUGAAUAUUUAUAAACUGUAUCCUCUUUUAUUGCAUUACUUAGAUGUCAACGACAACAAACCGAUAUUCGAAAAAUCCUUCUACUCGAUCAGAGUUUUGGAAUCGAUUCCGACCGGUACAACGAUUCUCACGUUUUUGGCUCUUGAUCCAGACGAAGGGGCAAACGGCGAAGUUGAGUACACUCUGUCAAAAAUGUCGAAAAAUGUGUACGGCUCGAAGCUGGCUGUUGAUCGAAAAAAAGGAACCCUAUACGUCGUCGGAUUUUUAGACCGAGAACACGUUCCAGUGUACCAUCUCACCGUUGUGGCGAAAGAUCGCGGAGCCGAUAGUCUAAGCAGCGAAGUUUCAGCAACCGUCUACGUCGAUGAUGUUAACGAUAAUCCUCCGCUUAUCACCGUUUCGACCGUCUCAGCAGACAGGCUUGAAGAUGUCUACCCGGGUACAUUCCUGGCGCACAUCACCGUUCAAGAUCCAGAUGACGGAAAUAACGCUAAAACAACUUGCUCAUUG